UUUAUAGGACUUUCUGAUCCUACCCGAUACCUUACCAAUCUCAAUCCAUCUCGAACUUUUUCAUCAACUCCUUUCUCUUUUCAAGAUGUAACGGAACCCGCAGAGCCAUCAUCAGAUCAAGUAGAAGAAAAAACUCCAUUCUCUUUAAUCGAAAAGCAUAUUUCACCUCAACUUUAUAAAGCUAUUGUUCAAAAACCAUUUGGAUAUCAUGAUAUGUCACCCGUUCAAUCAGCUUUACUUUCAGAUUUACCCACUCUAUUACAUAAUCCAUCUGAUUUAAAUUCAACUACCAAAGAUUUAUUAGUCAAAGCUAAAACUGGAACUGGAAAAACUUUAGCCUUUCUUAUUCCUGCCAUCGAAUCUCGUUUACGUGAUCUUAAAGGAGAAGCCGAAAGGUUUACUACUCAAAACCCAAAUAGUUCACAACAUGAUUUAUUUCGACAUAUGAGAACUUAUGAAAAUGAUACGACUGGAAUCGUAAUCUUAUCACCCACACGUGAAUUAGCUACUCAAAUAGCUACAGAAGCCAUCAAACUUACCUCUCAUAUUAAAGAUUUCGGUGUAAGACUCUUUGUAGGUGGAGCCAGUAAAUCAUUACAAUUACGUGAUUGGCAAAACGGACGAAGAGAUUUGAUUGUAGCUACACCUGGUAGGAUUUAUGAUGUGAUCAAUUCGAAUCGAUCAAUCUUAAAUAAUGUAGGUACCACUAAAACAUUGAUUAUGGAUGAAGCAGAUACAUUAUUAGAAAUGGGAUUCAAAGAUGAAAUAGAUCAGAUCGUACAACAUUUACCACCCAAAGAUUUAAGAUCGACUUAUUUAUUUUCGGCAACCAUUUCACAAGAGAUCUCAAGGAUUGCAAAAACAACAAUGAAAUCCGAUCUGAAGAUUGUAGAUUGUGUACCUAAAGGUGAAAGUAAUGUACAUGCUCAUAUACCUCAAUUUUAUACCGUUUUACCUUCACCAGAACAUCAAUUACGUCAUAUUUUCAAUAUCUUAGCACAUGAUCAACUUUUAAAUCCAACCGGAAAAUCAAUUAUCUUUUUACCUACGACUAAAAUGACUCAACUCUUUAGUCAAAUCUUAAUGUCAAUGAGACGUCAUUUACCUUGGAAUGUCACUGGAUUAACUAAGAUUUAUGAAAUGCAUGGUGGUCGUUCUCAAUCUGAACGUGAACAUACUGCUCAAGAUUUCAGAUCUGGAAAAGGUGGUGGUUAUCAAGUUUUAGUCACUUCUGAUGUUUCAGCUAGAGGUGUCGAUUAUCCUGGUGUAACUCGUGUCAUUCAAAUCGGUGUUCCAACCUCUCGAGACAUUUACAUCCACAGAGUAGGAAGAACUGGUCGAGCAGGUAAAGCCGGACGAGGUGAUCUUGUACUCUUACCAUGGGAAAUCGGAUACGUUUCAACUGCACUCCACAACAUUCCACUUCAACCAUUACCUGUAAGAACCUUAAAUGAAGAAGUCUCAGACCUAGUCAAAAAACUAGACGAAAGUGGUGAAGGACCAACGAUUGAUCAAACACUUUUCCAAAGAACGCCUCAACGUGGAAACCAAAGAGGUUAUAAUGCUCGGAAUUCGAAACCUCAAUCAUCAUCCACAACACGAAAAGUCCAGAUGGAAUUACCCAUCAAACCUCGAAUCGAUUCAUUAGACCAAAACUUGUCUGAAAACAUUAUGCCAAGUAUGAGUGAAGAAUCCAUCAAAGAUUCAUUCGGAUCGUUAUUAGGUUAUUAUGUAGGAAAAUCAUCCGAUUUAAGAACCAGUAAAGAUACAAUUCUAAAUGGACUUAAACAAUGGGCGACCAUGUCGAUGAAACUACCAGAAGAACCUUACCUUUCUCAUGCAUUUUUAGCUAGAUUAGAAACUGGAUUCAGAUCUGGUGGCGGCGGUGGUGGUUAUCAAAGCCAAGGUGGUGGAUAUGGUGGUAGAUCUGGAGGAGGUGGGGGUGGGUAUGGGAAUCGAGUAAGUGAGAGUGGUGGUUACGGUCAUCGAUCAAGUGAGAACGAUGGAUAUUCUAGAAACCGUACAGCUACUUAUGAUCGUAGAGACAGAGGAUCAAGUUAUGGUGGUAAUACUCGAGAAAGAAGUUCAGGAUCAUUUGGUAGAUUCAGUGGUGGUGGUGGUGGUAGUAGUAGCGGUAGUAGUGGGGAAAAUUAUUGA
Molecule: messenger RNA, 2157 nt
Organism: Melampsora larici-populina 98AG31
Lineage: Eukaryota; Fungi; Basidiomycota; Pucciniomycetes; Pucciniales; Melampsoraceae
Exons: 3
Cellular component (GO): mitochondrion
Molecular function (GO): nucleic acid binding; ATP binding
Source: RefSeq, a predicted model, not a curated record